This is a messenger RNA of Penicillium canariense, 471 nucleotides long. RefSeq lists its product as uncharacterized. Bases 1 to 471 code for a protein of 156 amino acids. The transcript has a single exon. NCBI's taxonomy places the organism in Eukaryota, Fungi, Ascomycota, Eurotiomycetes, Eurotiales, Aspergillaceae. The record is from RefSeq and is a predicted model, not a curated record.
AUGACAGCGCGCGAGUGGAUCCGGGAGAUGGUUUGUCGCGGGCUGGUCGUUCGUGCUGGGCUCGAGCCAUGCGAUCGUCGCCUGCGUCGGUCCCUGCCGAUGUGGCUUCGGGAAGGCUUCACGGCUGGCGUUCACGGCUGGACGCUGGACCAGACUCCUCCAACGCCCCCCGACAGGGGCAUCGACCUCGCCUGGUUCAAGGGCGGACGCGGGAGAUCUGCAUUCUUUAUGAUCGUGAUCGGUAUGUUGGAGUCCGAGAGGACGGAGUACGGAUCGACUCGCGCGACCGUCGAGACCCGGUCUCGUGAUGUCGUGGGGUCCUGGAUUCGCUUGUUUCACUGGGUUAGUAGGGUCUUCCCGAUCAAGUCCCUGAUCUUUAUGCAUUCCCAUUCCCAGCCGACCAGACCGACCGGCAUCCUACUAGCUGAAGUCGUGCAGGUCGGGGCUGGGGGCAGGAUGACCGAUCGAUGA